AUGGCGGGGCAGGAGUCGUAUGAGGCAUUCCGGGUCCGCUUCGAUGGCGCGGCUAUUUCAACGUAUGCCUUGCUCAUGAUAGUCGUCCCCAUGAAGAUUUGGUGUAGAACGCAGGUGAGCGGCUGGAAAAGCAUUGGAUGGGACGACUGGCUCUCCGUUGCCACUUUGGCCUUCGUCAAUGUCUGGUUUUGGGAUAAUAUGAUUGGUGUCCGACCCUACCUCGGGAAACAUGUUGGAACCGGCGAAUCGGAAGUCAACCCAGAACAAUUGGAAUACUUCCUCAAGUGUCUAUACGUUGCAUCGAUAUCAUACGUGGUGUCCAUCGUAUUCAUCAAACUUACGAUAUUGGCGUUCUACUGGAAACUCUUCUCCGUCGCAGCAAGAUGGCCGAUUCGAAUCCUCGCCGCGUCUGUCGUGGCAUGGCUCAUCGCUUUUGUCUAUCUUGGAGCAUUCGGUUGUCUGCCCAUCCGCGCGCAAUGGGAUGUAACGGCAAUGGCAACUGCGAAAUGCGUGCCACCAAAGUCCAUCUAUCUCGGCGCAUCACUCCCAAAUGUUAUAACGGAUCUAAUCCUUGUGUUGAUGCCUAUCCCGUACGUCUGGAGGCUAAACAUUGCUCUUCAGCAACGCCUCAUACUUGCCGGCCUUUUCCUGCUGGGCCUGUUCAUUUGCAUCGUCUCCAUUAUCAGACUGACGAUAGUCAUGUCAAUCUCCACUGACGAUCACGAUACUACAUAUAACCUCAAGGACUUCAUGCUGUGGUCUAUCGUUGAGGUGAACAUAGGGCUCGUCUGCUCUUGUCUGCCUAGUAUGCGACAUAUUCUCAAGGCAAUUGGGCUGGGACGUUUCUUCUCUCUAUCUUACGGUCCGAAUGGGCAGAAUACGCCUGGCAGACGUCCCAACAGUGACCCGACGGGUGUGAACACUGGCUCCAGCGGGGGACGCGUCCUUCGGUCCAGGCAAAAUGCAUCUAAUAACAGCGGGCUAUGGUGGGGGAACACAGGUCUCAGCAGGAUAGACAGCGAUGAGGAUGCCUAUCAGAUGAUCGAUCACGUAGCGGGCGCCAACGUGAGUGCUGCCGCCGCGGAGAAUGGACAGCAGUCUGGCCAAGAGACCGACCAGGGAUCAACUGAGGAGGGAGGAGAUGGCUCAAAGAAUGGCGGAAUUGUUGUGCAUCAAAGCUGGAGCGUCAUGACUGAUGGGAAAGGUUCUUGA
This is a messenger RNA of Clonostachys rhizophaga, 1212 nucleotides long. Lineage: Eukaryota; Fungi; Ascomycota; Sordariomycetes; Hypocreales; Bionectriaceae. The record is from the annotation of a GenBank genome assembly.